Linum tenue is the source of this 228-nucleotide messenger RNA. NCBI's taxonomy places the organism in Eukaryota, Viridiplantae, Streptophyta, Magnoliopsida, Malpighiales, Linaceae. The record is from the annotation of a GenBank genome assembly.
GCAAGAGUAUACUCUGUAGCCGCCGACUCCGAGAAUCGGGCUUUGAUCAGAAAUUCGCCGCCGCCAGUGACAGGGGACGCGAUUGUGGACCGAGCCGCCGGGGAAUUUGACGAUCGGCGGGCGGUGGUGGGCGCCUCGCAGCUAUGUCCAUUUUGUAGAUUAUUGGUGCGAAAUUCUACAGUGCCUAUCAGGUGUUUGCGUUUCAUGUAUGGUGUUGAGAACUUGUGA